AUGGUUGAAACUGUAAAUGAUCGUGAAGCAAGAAUUACGAGGUAUAGCGAACUACUUGAAGCAUUCGCAUCGUUCGACGCCAAUAACGCUGGUUCAUUAUCUGUAAAGUACAUUAUUCCUGCUCUACGGAAGCUUGGAUGUAGAUCAACUGAUUCGGAAAUACUAGAAGCCGUAAAAGCUGCUGAAGUUAAUCAAAAUGCUGAGAAAAUUUCGUUUUACGACUUUAAAAGGAUUUAUCAGGAGGCCUGCAAAGGAGAUCCCAUGGUUUCUGCUAUCGGGAAUGCCGGUUCGAAGUCUAACCUUUAUCACUAUGGAACGUAUGGAGAUAGAGUGGAUGAUGAUACUCUACACAGCGUUAGUGAAGAGGAGCAGGUCGGAUUUUCCAGUUGGAUUGAAAGAAAUUUGCUCGACGACCCAGAAUGUAAGCGAUACCUGCCAUUCAAAUCCGAUGGAAGUGACUUAUAUGAUAAAUGUACAGAUGGCAUCUUAUUAUGUAAAAUCAUCAAUUGUUCUAUACCAAAAACAAUUGAUCAUCGUGCAAUCAACAGACAUUUACCAUUAACUACAUAUCAAAUGCAUGAAAAUAUUACAUUAGCAUUAAAUAGUGCUAGAGCUAUUGGUUGUAAUGUUGUAAAUAUUGGAGCAGGUGAUAUAUGGAAUGGUACUAAACAUUUAUUACUUGGACUACUUUGGCAAAUUAUUAAAAUUGGACUUCUGAAACAAAUAAAUGUAGUUGCUCACGCUGAACUAGCUACUCUUCUUGAAGGAGAAGAAACAAUUAAUGAUUUUGCUAAACUUUCUCCAGAAGAAAUUUUAAUUCGAUGGGUAAAUUAUCAUUUAAAAGGAACUGAUAGUGGAACACGUAUGGAAAAUUUCUCUUUUGAUGUUCGAAACUCAGAGGUUUAUGCUUAUUUAGUGGAAAAAAUCGCUCCUCAAGAAAAGAAGCAAUACAUGCAUUCGGCUCGAGCAAUUUUAGAUGCUGUAGAUUUAGUUCAACGAGCAGAAAUGGUAUUACAAAAUGCUGAACAACUGAAUUGUCGUGUUUUUGUUCGUCCAGAAGAUAUUGUUAGUGGAUCACAAAAAUUAAAUUUGGCUUUUUUAGCUAAUUUAUUUCAUGGUUAUCCAGCAUUAGAGAAACAACCAGAAGUUGAAGAGAAAGUUGCUGAAAUUGAAGAAACACGUGAAGAAAAAACAUAUCGAAAUUGGAUUAAUUCAUUGGGUUUUCCAAAUAAUGUCAAUUAUUUAUUCUAUGAUCUUGUUGAUGGUUUAAUAUUAUUAAGAUUAUUUGAUUCAAUUCAACCACAUAGUGUUAAUUGGACAGAAGUUCAUGAACCAAUAUGUGAUACACCAGCAAAAGCUAAUUUUCAAUGUCUUGAAAACUGUAAUUAUGUUAUUAAAUUGGGACGACAAUUUGGAUUUAGUUUGGUUGGAGUUGGUGGAGCUGAUUUACAUGAUGGUAAACGUAUAAUGACAUUAGCAUUAUUAUGGCAACUUAUGCGUGCUUAUACAUUAUCUUUAUUAACUCAAUUAACUGAAGCUGAAAUUGCUAUUUCAGGAAAAUUAACUAAUUCUAUUCAUGGUACAUCUUAUCCAAUAGAAGAAAUGAAAAUUAUUGAAUGGGCUAAUCAAAAAUUAAUAAAUGCUGGAAAAUUUACAAAAAUUUCAACUUCAUCAGGAUUUACUGAUCCAAAUUUAAAAACAUCACAUGCUGUUAUUGAUUUAAUUGAAGCUAUAAGACCAAAUACGGUUGAUUAUAAUUUAGUACUUCCAGGAAAUUCCAAAACUGAACAACUCACCAAUGCUCAAUAUGCUAUAACAUUAGCUAGACGAAUAGGUGCCACAGUUUAUGCGAUGCCAGAAGAUUUAAUUGAAUUAAAACAUAAAAUGAUAAUGACAAUAUUUGCUUGUUUAAUGGCUGUUGAUUUAAAUCGUAAAACUGUUAAUUCUUGGAAACAAGUAGAGAAAAUUGAGAUUGUGGAGAAUAGAUCAUUUCACAGUUCUACUCAUUCAAGUAGAGAAUCAUUGGAGACUAAAAGUUAUUUAUACGUUGAUACGAAUUGUAAAGAUAACUUGGAAGUUAAUGACGGUAAUAAUGAUGCUGAUGACGUGGUAGAAGAUAAUGACGUCGGAAAACCUUGCUCAAAGCCUGUCCUUCUUAAAGAUACACCUAGACCACCACCAGAGAAAAUGUUUGUGAAAUCAUUCAGAGUAAAUUUAUCAAGUUGCCGGAAAUCACCAAUCACUAGUUUAGAUGAUGCUAGACAAUCAUAUUCACUAUUAGGAGAUCGUACUGAAGUUGAUAGUUUAGAUGGUUUAGUUACAGCUAAUUUGGUUAAAGUAACUAACAUGCGAACGAUACCUACACCAAAUCGUUCUCGAUCUCCAAUUAAGCAUCAUCAUCAUGGUAUGAACUAUCAUUAUACGAAGUCAUCUUCACGAUCAUGGUCUCCUGUUGACUUACCAGUCAACACUUCUAAUAAAACAUACACAAAAUAUGUGAAUCAACUUUCUAAAUCAACACCUUCAGUUAAUCAAGUUGGUCUCAAUCAUCCUCAGAAAAGUUUUUCCCCAGUGCUAACCAAUAAUAAACAACAUUCACGUUCAGCAACACAAAGUCCACACGAAAAUAAACAAAAUACUACAGACAACCGUGAUUUACCAUUCACUACAGAGAAAGAAUAUAUUGAAGAGAAAACAACUCAUAGUACAUUAUAUACAUUAGUGUAUCCAAAAGAACAUUUUAUAGAUUUAAAACCAUCUAGAUACACCAAUAGUUUAAACAAUACAAUUAAAACAACAUCAGUCACUACCACUACCACUACAAAAAAUCGGCCACAUGGAGGAGGUCGUUUAUUUCUAGCUACUGGUGCAAAGAAAGAUCUAAUCACUUAA
Messenger RNA from Schistosoma guineensis, 2892 nucleotides. The record is from the annotation of a GenBank genome assembly. Lineage: Eukaryota; Metazoa; Platyhelminthes; Trematoda; Strigeidida; Schistosomatidae.